Dicrocoelium dendriticum is the source of this 441-nucleotide messenger RNA. The record is from the annotation of a GenBank genome assembly. NCBI's taxonomy places the organism in Eukaryota, Metazoa, Platyhelminthes, Trematoda, Plagiorchiida, Dicrocoeliidae.
UUUCAGAUGAUGCCUGUGCUCGUGUUGGUUUCGCUAUGAAUGUUUUGCUUGAAGAAGAGGUGAGUCAGUCACACUUGGUUGUGGACAACUUGUCUACUGUAAACAGGUUGUUAUCCUUACCUCCUCCGAUCUUGGGAACCCAUGGGGAGAAUGUGGAGGAGGGAAAUGGAUCUGCUACUUUAGCUGGUUUGUGGUCAUUGGAAGCGGUUGGUGCGACGGAGCACCGGCAAAACGGUGUGUUAGUUGGUGGUAAUGAUGCGGGUGUGCAGGUUGGAUGGUGGCUGUUGGAUUCCAAUGACGGUGUCGUCGGCUGGGAUGCAAGGAGGUCGAUUAGUUUGUCGGGACCGACAGUGGUAGAUGCGAAGAAUUUAUUUACUGAGGUUUUGUGCCACUUGGCCGAGGUUAGCGCAAGUUAGGUGGACGGGUUAUCGGAGCGUGCAC